AUGGCUGAACACCUGAAAAAACCCUUCAAAGACAGUCUGGAUGAUAUAAAAGAACGAAUGAAACAGAAAAGAAAUGAGAAACUGGCAAAGUUCGGUAAAACUAGCCAGAUCUCUGCUGUAAAGUGCAAAAUAGCAACCAACACAUGCAAGAAAAUGACGAGCAUCCAAGCAAACAACAGAGCUCUAGCUCAGGCUUUGCAAGAAGAAAAGCUCAAACUGAAGGAUGCCCAGGCUACCAUUCUUCAUUUAAGUAGAGAGUAUCAAGAUCUGAAGAUUCAGAUGUUUGACUUGCAGAGAACUCUUAGGUUCAAGCAAGCACAAGGACUUGUUGAGAAUCAACUGUCAGCCUUGAAUGAGAUAAUUUCAAAAGUUUCUCAGAAUUUACUGGACUCAAUUGAUCUCCUUGGCCCAGCAAAGAAUUUGUGUUCCAUGCAUGUAAAUGGGAGAGUGCUUUCUUCAGUUCUUGAAAAUAGUUCCAAUGUCAUAGGACAAAUACGUUCGGUAGGACCUCUACAGUGUGCUGAUGGAGGUGAUCGAGUACGUCCAAGUGGGAUAGAGGCUGACAGGAAUAGAAAUAAGCUGGCUCAUUCUGUGUCACAACUCCGCAAGAAAUCUGACAAUGCCAUUUCCUUAUUCAAAGUAGUUCCAGGCAAAGGACAAACAUCUGGUUUUCAUCUGGACAACGUAGGGUCAGAGCUGGAAAAUGCUUCUUCAAGUGAAGAAGAUGGACUUGGUAAUGUGUUACCAAAAAGCAUGUCCACCAGCUAUUCAAAGAUGAGAAAUUACGAUGUCCUUUGCUGUCGUGUCUUGGACCAUUCAGAAGCACCUGAUUCGAGAAAAGAGCUUUCUAUACAGGAUGAAAUUGGACUUGAGGAAGGUCUGGAGAAGUGUACUGUAGAAAACAUAAAUUCAGAUAUUUCUCAGUUGAAUGAAAACAGGGUGGGUUCAGAGCUGGUGUUGAGAUGGAUAGAUUCUGAAACUGCACAGUUCAAAUUAAACAAUAAUUCUGAUCUUAAACAACGUGAGUGUAAAAGCAGAGAAGACUCUCAAGUAAGGAUGGAGAAGUGUCAGAAUGGAAAACAGAAACAGCCAAAAAAUACAUCCAGACAAAGACCAAAAACAAGACAGGGUAAAGAGGCUUCCAAAGAAAAUUUGGAUUUCUUGGGUGGCUCCAGUGAUGCUUAUGACUUUCAUUUUGAAGAGCGUGUUCAUGUUACACCUUUUCGACAAAAUAAGGUGAAUGACACAGAUACUGGUGUGGAUGACAAAGAAAACUUAUCUGAAAGUAAUACCUUUGAGUUGAGUGAUACUGAAGAAGAUUCAGAUGAUAGCCUCUAUGAGCCUUACAAGGGUAAAUCAGAAAAAAGGAAAAGUUCAGCGGACAAGAAAGAUGCAUUGCCAGUCCAUGCAAAGCCAAGGUCUAAAAGAUGUUUGGCACAGCAUGAGCAGAAACUCCAUAAUGAAAAAGAGACUGAAAACAAGAAAUCAAGUGACAAGCCUAUUAGGCAGCCUUCUGAGCCAUCUGGUGGUCAUCUUUAUGAUGUUACCAAUACCACUUCAUUGCUCCCCAGCACUGGGAAUGCAACUACUGCCCCGGAAGAUGAAGGACCAGGAUCUUCAAAACGCAAGCGAAGCUGUACUCUUACUGUAAACUAUAAAGAACCAAGUAUUGCAGGGAAACUCAGGAGAGGAGAUCCAUUUACAGACACAAAUUUUCUUAGUUCUCCAAUUUUCAAGAAGAAAAAAGAUGCUAAACGCAGUUCUCUUAAGAAAGAAUCUCUGUCAAAAAACAACAAAUUUGAUGGUGGUUGUAGAGACUUGUAG
This is a messenger RNA of Cariama cristata (Red-legged seriema), 1824 nucleotides long. RefSeq names its product shugoshin-like 1 (S. pombe) (gene SGO1). Gene Ontology annotation, biological process: meiotic chromosome segregation. NCBI's taxonomy places the organism in Eukaryota, Metazoa, Chordata, Aves, Cariamiformes, Cariamidae. Bases 1 to 1824 code for a protein of 607 amino acids. The record is from RefSeq and is a predicted model, not a curated record. The transcript has 8 exons. Gene Ontology annotation, cellular component: chromosome, centromeric region; nucleus.